Molecule: messenger RNA, 1365 nt
Organism: Carlito syrichta (Philippine tarsier)
Lineage: Eukaryota; Metazoa; Chordata; Mammalia; Primates; Tarsiidae
Gene: IHO1
Product: coiled-coil domain containing 36
Exons: 4
Biological process (GO): meiotic DNA double-strand break formation; DNA recombination; homologous chromosome pairing at meiosis
Cellular component (GO): condensed nuclear chromosome
Source: RefSeq, a predicted model, not a curated record
GAGACUCUGACAAAAAAAAAAAAAGAAAAAAGAAGAAGAAAAUGUAAUCAUGCAAAUUCUCUGCUUAACUUUAUCACUCUGAUGACAGGGCCACGAAUGAAAGCCACAGAGGAGAUUGUGCAAGAGACUGUACAAGCCCAGAAUGACCUGGUGUUUGAGGCAGUGCAGGACAAAGGCAACAUGGAGCAGGCCGUCCUUGAGAUGCAGAAGAGAUUUGAAACUAGAGAAGCAGAAUUUAUGGAAAUGAAGUCCAACCUUAAGCACCUUGAAGUUUUAGUUGCCCAGCAGAGUAAGGACUUCCAGCAGCUAUGUGAGCAGCUAGGCCAGCUAAAUGUACCCAGUGUCCUAGCAGAGCUGAAGAGAUUUAUCUCAAUGCCUCAAGUAUUUGGGCAUAUGAAAGACAGUACUUCUCAGACAUCACCACUUCUGGUCCAGAACCUCAGUUCCACCAGGCAGAAAAACGACACCUCUGAGGAACCAAUUAUAUGGCAGGGCCAGGCCCUCCCUGCUGCAUGGAAUCCUAGUAUGGACUCCCUGCAGUCUGGAGAGUUUUGUGUCUGGGAUGAAGAAACAAAGAGUGAUGCUUUCCGAAAAGAGACUGUAUUACCUGCAGUUGGGCCCCGUAAAGGAAAUGGGCAUGCAAAGAACAAAGCGGUGCAGACUAACUGUAAUUGGGAUACUACUAAAACAGGUCCCAAGUACCAUGGCUCCAGCAUUCCAGGCCACAAAGUUCCUGGUGACAGGGACCUGGUUUCCCAAGGAACCUCACAGCUCAUAUCCCUGAACUUAAACAACAACAUUCAGAAUUCCUGCCAAAAAUAUCAAGCCAAAAGUAUGUUUUUGUCUGACCCAUGUGAACAGUUGGUGACUAAACAAAAAGGCAAGACUAUAGAAAGAAGGAGAAAAGACAACAAACAGCAGCCCAGGAAAUCCCACAGAGGCAGGCUCCGAGCCAAGAAGCAAGAACAAAUCCCAAGCAAAACCUGUGCUUUCAAUUCUAAAUAUCAGAGUCCUCAGCCUCCUGUUUCUGGCCCACAAAGGAUGCCCCUGGGGCAGCAGGAACUCUUUGCUCAGCCCCUGCAUCUGCAGGGCCCCAGGAGCCCCAUAAAGUCAAUCUGCCCUGUUCUGGGAGGAAAAGUCAGGUCCAGUAAGACAACAAGGGCAGCGCAAGAGAGGCUCUUGCAGCUCAGCGGGUGCACUUCCCAAGAUAGGAGCCUACUUUCCAGCAGUUCCUCCCAGGGAGAUCACCAGAUGAGCUGGUUCAGUGACCUCAAUUUUGGAAGUUCAGAGCCUACUCUAUGCAAGGAGCUAGGAAAGAAUUUGCUCUAUGACCUGGGUUUUGAUAGUAGCGACGAUGGCUUCUAA